Eimeria necatrix is the source of this 414-nucleotide messenger RNA. RefSeq lists its product as hypothetical. NCBI's taxonomy places the organism in Eukaryota, Apicomplexa, Conoidasida, Eucoccidiorida, Eimeriidae. The transcript is spliced from 3 exons. The record is from RefSeq and is a predicted model, not a curated record. Bases 1 to 414 code for a protein of 137 amino acids.
AUGGAUAUUAAUUGUCUCCUUAGACGCAAAGAAGAGGCAAAGGCCCUUUUAGAAAGCCGGGGGGCCCCCCAGGAGGCCAAGGAGGCCCUAGAGGCCCUGCCGGGGUUGGUGGCGCGUCUGCGCCAGGUGUCUAGGGAGCUCAACAUGCUGAUGCGGAAAAGGAAAGAAGCAGCAAGGACCCAGCAGCAGCAGCAGCAGCAGCAGCAGCAGCAGCAGCAGCAGCAAGAACAGCAGCAGCUGCAGCAGCAGCAGCAGCAGCAGCUGAUUUCCUCUGCAGCAGCAAGGAAGGCAGAGGCAGCAAACCUUCACUCCCUCAGCCGGCGAGCAGCAGCAGAACGGCAGCAGCUGCAGCAGCAGCUGCAGCAGCAGCUGCUGCUGCUGCCUAACGGCUUAGACCCUAGGGUGCGCCUCUAG